UUGAUUUGCCUGGCCACCAAUUGGGGGCGGUAGAUCAAAAUCAAGUUCUUUCAUUUUUACACUUUUGAGUUUUUCCAACCUGAAAUCUCUCUCUUCUGGGGUUGGAUGCUCGUUCCAAAACAUCCAAUCCAGAACCACAAUAACUUUCAAAACUUUUUCUUCCUGUGUUGCCUUCAACGUUAGUUCUAAUUCAUUUACAACACCAAGAAUACAUCAUUUGAUUGAUUCAAACAUUUGUCUUGGAGGUAAUCAGAAAUUUGUAGCUGGUUCCAUUGAAGAUUGGAAGUACUAGCACAUUUGAAGUGAAAGUUUUCGGACCCAAAAAUAGAUCAAAGAGCUUCAACAAUGACGUCAGGUGUGGUGAAAGGCCAGAUGAAAGGCCUCCUCAAAGGACUUAGAUACAUAUCCCAAAUAUUUGACGAGGAGGAUGAAAAGGAGAUACAGAUCGGGUUCCCAACAGACGUAAAGCACUUGGCACACAUUGGAGCUGAAAAUGCCAAAGCAAGUCAACCAAGCUGGUUGGCCGAGUUCAAAGAAUCAUCAGAAGCUUCAUCUGGAACAGUCGUAAACCCCACGAAGGCCACAACAGAAGAUAAUAAUAGUGAUGCUAAUAGUAAAGGGGAAGGGAAGCGAAGCCACAAUCGAAAGUCAAGGCCUCGUUCUACAGAGAGCCAGUCCUCGACGAGCCGAGACAUCUCCAACGCCGAAGGCUCCAAGCCGAGCCGACGACACCAUUCGGAAUCUUCUAGAAGGAUGAAUCGCCACUUGUCGGAAGAAGAGAAAGAGAAGGCUCCGACAACAACAAAACAUUCGCAGCGCAAUAGAAAGAGCAAGAUGACGUCGUCCGAGGAGAAGGACGAGAAAGAAGGUUCCUCGAGGAGGGCUCCCAGAUCUCAAAGACAUUCCAAGGGAGAUUCCUUAACUGACUUCUCCUUCUCAGAUUCUGGGCCUGGGCCCACUUAGAGAGAGACACACACAUCUUCCGUGAUAGUGAACCAGCUGCAGAUUCAGUUUAGAGAGAGAUUUCAGGGGCAAGAAAUUAAUUAUUCUUCCAUUACUAAUUACCUAUUAAGUACUCUACUAUGUAUUAUAAACCAAUCUCGCUUCGUCUUCUGCUCUGACUUCCAUCCCAUUUACCAACCAGAUUCAGUUCCUUUUUUUUUUUUUGUAAUAGUGUCAUCGGCUAUUUUGGAUCCUUCUGGAUUCAAUUGUUACAUAAUAUGUAACGAAUUGGUAUAAAAUGCACCUAUUG
Messenger RNA from Glycine soja, 1252 nucleotides. Its product is annotated as CRIB domain-containing protein RIC6-like. The transcript is spliced from 5 exons. The record is from RefSeq and is a predicted model, not a curated record. Bases 346 to 963 code for a protein of 205 amino acids. NCBI's taxonomy places the organism in Eukaryota, Viridiplantae, Streptophyta, Magnoliopsida, Fabales, Fabaceae.